This is a messenger RNA of Sinocyclocheilus rhinocerous, 1725 nucleotides long. Its product is annotated as alpha-2-macroglobulin-like. NCBI's taxonomy places the organism in Eukaryota, Metazoa, Chordata, Actinopteri, Cypriniformes, Cyprinidae. The transcript has 13 exons. The annotation marks the transcript as partial. The record is from RefSeq and is a predicted model, not a curated record.
AUGGUACUUGAGGACAGUAAAGGUAACAGAAUUGGUCAAUGGACAAAUGUGUCUUCAACAAGCUGGAUUUUGCAGCGUUCUUAUGAAUUAAACCCGGAAAGCCAUCAAGGUGUGUACAGACUGAAGUCUUAUAUUGGUGACAGGAUGAUCUCACAUGAUUUUGAGGUGAAAAAAUAUGUUUUGCCUAAGUUUGAAGUUACUGUUACAGCACCAGAGACAGUGAGCAUAGAUGAUGAGUUAAUGGCAGUUGAGGUUUGUGGAAAAUACACGUACGGGCAGCCUGUAUCUGGUAAAUCAUGGGUGAAAGUGUGUCGUGAUAUUCCACGCUACUCUCACAGGCGUGACAAACACAGUCCAAUAUGUGUGAAUGAAACCGCUGAGAUGAAAAAGACAGGCUGUGCUAUCCAUACCUUAGAUAUAUCUACCUUUUUAAACUCAACAUAUAAUGAUCGACUAGAAAAUUCUCUUCAUGUUGAAGCAACAGUCACAGAAGAAGGAACAGAGAUCACCAUGACAAAAUCUGAAACUAUAUCUCUCACUUAUGAAAUUGGAAAAUGCACACUUACUGACCUGCCCAAAACAUAUGAACAUGGAUCAGUUAUAGAAGGAAAAAUCAAACUCUCAAAUUUCAAAGGCGCACCAAUACAAAACAAAGUGGUUUAUCUUUUGGAGGGUGAAACCUGGUCCUCAAAACUGCUCCUAAAUCUCACUACAGACAGCGAUGGACUGGCCAGCUUCUUUUUUAAUACGUCUAGUCUUCCUGAAAAAGAUAUUAAUCUGAUGGCAAGUGUGUAUCCAGCAUUUCAUUAUCAUGGUUACAAAACACCUUUCUUCUCUACGGAUAGAAAAACAGUUCAGCUUUUCCGGGCUGCCACUCCAUACACCCCAACAUUAAGUGAACUGAUUAUAGAGAAUAUUGAGCAACCAUUACAGUGUGAUGCUGAGUUUACAGUGACUAUCAAGUAUUAUUUUGUUGGAGAGACUGUUGAAGGCUUCAAAACUGACAUUGUCUAUAUGGUCAUGUCCAGAGGAGUGAUCGUUCAUCAUGGAUAUGAGAAGGUUGAAGUGAAGUCUUCUAAUGGAGCAGCAAGUGGCACAGUGUCGUUCAAACUGUCUGUUGGUGCAGAUCUGGCUCCUGCAGUGCAGAUUCUGGCCUACUGUGUUCUGCCCAGUGAAAAUGUUGUUGCUCGUAGCACAAAAUUUGACAUUGAAAAGUGUUUCAAAAACAAGGUGUCGCUGCGGUUUUCUCCUGCUAAAGCAGUUCCUGGUGAGAAAAACACUCUCCAGCUCUCAGCUCAGCCUGGUUCACUGUGCGGCCUCAGUGCUGUAGAUAAGAGCGUCCUGAUCCUGAAGCCAGGAGAACGUCUGGAUACUGACAAGAUCUUCAACCUGCUGCCAGUGCAAUCAGUGUCAGAUUAUCCUUACAGCGUUGAAGAUGAGCAGGAGUGUCUGCAUGUGAGACCCCGUCGAGCUGUACUGACAGACAACGCCUAUGAAUCCCUAAAGAAUGUGGGGCUGAAAAUGGCUACAAAUUUGGCUGUGCGAGUCCCUAAGUGUCUGUCAUACAAGGGCUUGACUUAUCACAGAUAUGAAGAUAUAGGGAUGCUUGUGUAUUACAGUCGAUCUGGUAUAGCGUUUGAUUUGAAUGAAGGAGACUCCUCAGUUGAAGUGACAGUUCGUACUGUCUUUCCUGAAACAUGGAUUUGGCAACUUGCUGCAGUUGGG